AGGAAUUGUCCCAGCAGCACCCCUUCGCCUGCCUCCGCCCCACCAGUCAUGCUACGGACAGGACCGCAACAUUUUCAGCCAAACUACAAGGAAACAUAAACACAAAGUCUCCAAUUUCACUGAACAUACCAAGUGGAACGAUUCUUCUUCUAGACACAUCUGGUGCUGCGACAUUUCAUUUGGUUAGCGGGUGUACGCAUGGGAGUGAUCCGGCAAAAGAAAAGGCAGAAGGUUGUAUCCUAUUCGUUAGUGGCAGCACGGGGGGAGGAGCCAUGAGUGAAGGGGAGGGGCUCUUCCACAGCGUGCAGGUGGGUGACUCCACCUUCACUGUGCUGACCCGCUAUCAGCAGCUCCGCGCUAUCGGGUCUGGUGCCCAGGGCAUUGUCUGCUCGGCCCUGGACAGUGUCCUUGGGGUCCCUGUGGCGGUGAAGAAACUGAGCCGGCCCUUCCAGAACCAGACCCACGCCAAGCGGGCCUAUAGGGAGCUGGUGCUGCUCAAGUGCGUCAAUCACAAAAAUAUUAUUAGGCUCCUGAAUGUCUUCACACCACAGAAUUCACUGGAGGAGUUCCAGGAUCUCUACCUGGUGAUGGAGCUGAUGGAUGCCAGUCUGUGCCAGGUCAUCCACAUGGAUCUGGACCAUGAGAGGAUGUCCUACCUGCUCUACCAGAUCCUCUGUGGCAUCAGACACCUGCACUCCGCUGGCAUCAUCCACAGGGACCUGAAGCCCAGUAACAUAGUGGUGAAGUCUGACUGUACUCUGAAGAUCCUGGACUUUGGGCUGGCCAGAACAGCCUGUACUAACUUCAUGAUGACCCCUUACGUUGUUACCCGAUACUACAGAGCACCAGAGGUCAUCCUGGGCAUGAAGUAUAAAGAGAAUGUGGACAUCUGGUCAGUAGGAUGCAUCAUGGGAGAGAUGGUGAAGGGCAGUGUUAUAUUCCAGGGCACGGAUCACAUUGACCAGUGGAACAAGGUGAUUGAGGUUCUGGGCACGCCCCCCAUGGAGUUUAUGAACCGUUUGAUGGAGACUGUGAGGAACUAUGUGAUGAACAAGCCCCAGUACCCAGGGGUCAGCUUCUCUCAACUCUUCCCUGACUGGGCCUUCCCAGCAGAGACAGAGCAGGAUCAACUCAAGACCAGUCAAGCACGGGACCUGCUUUCCAAGAUGCUGGUGAUUGACCCAGAGAGCCGUAUUUCAGUGGAGGAUGCCCUGGAUCACCCCUACAUCCACAUGUGGUACGACCCAGGAGAGGCUGAUGCACCACCACCACAGAUAUCUGAUAAACAGCUGGAGGAGCGAGAACACAGCAUUGAACAGUGGAAAGAGCUGAUCUAUGACGAGUUGAUGGACUGGGAGGAGAGGAACCAGAAUGGAGUAAUGAAGGAGGACUGUGCAGAUGAAGUGGUGAACCACAGUGCUACAGCUUCCCAGUCAUCCUCUACGAGUGACUUCUCCUCAAUGUCCACUGAGCAGACCUUGGCCUCUGACACCGACAGCAGCUGUGUUGACACCCUCACAGGGGCGCUAGAGGAGUGACAGUGAACCUCUUUCCACCCCGGCAUCUGUUUUUUUUCUUCAAUCAUCACUAACUAUCCAUCUUCUUAGGUAGCACUUUUCACAUUACUUUAUACUGUCAUUCAAUCAUUCAACCGCUUUUCUUUUUUAAACUGAGAAUGAUUCCGGUUUAAAUUGAACUCUCUCUGUCACUCUUUCCCUAUCUCUGUUGUAAAUAGUCCAUUCAUACUGUACCAUGGUUCAAAUAAGUCAUGCACCUCUAGACUUGUUGUCCAAGCCAAGAGCACACACUGUUCAAUGUGUAGUUUGACCACCUACAGUUUCAGUGUAAAGUACUGUAUAUGCAUUAAACUAGGGCUAGGCUAUAAUGUCUUAUGACUGUUUUGUCAUCAGAAAUAUCCAAUGAUGAACAAAAGACACUGCUGCAUGUUACUACAAAUGAAUACUUGACUACACAUAGAAACAGCUGUGAUGCAAGAUCUUCAUGUAUUUCCAUCCAGAGGACAUUAGCCUCCUCUGUGUGAAGAAACAGUACUUGGCUCUGGUCCGGGUCUUUCCUAAUGAGGGUAAAGAGUGAUACAUUUUAUGCAUGUUAUGUGUGUUUAUGUACAUAAGUAUCUAUCUAUACUGUAUGCUGUGUGUUUAAAUGUAUUGAUUGUUGUGAUGCUGAGACUGGGUUUUACAGCUGAUCCAAAUAUGCCGAGGCAUACAAACUGUACAAAAUACAUCCAUUUAUUUUGGAACAAACUAUUGUUAAAAUGCAAUGGGAAACAUGUCAUAAAUUUGUUGAUGUUUGAAAGAUGUAUUAUAAUGAAACUGAAUGGGGAAAAAAGGUGAAUGGUGGAUACUUUGCACUUUCUAGACAAUUUCAGCUUAAAGUCAUUCCAAGAAAAAUAUUGAUUAAAAGAGGGAUACAAUCAUG
This is a messenger RNA of Oncorhynchus keta (chum salmon), 2439 nucleotides long. RefSeq names its product mitogen-activated protein kinase 9 (gene mapk9). Gene Ontology annotation, molecular function: ATP binding; JUN kinase activity. Gene Ontology annotation, biological process: protein phosphorylation; JNK cascade. The record is from RefSeq and is a predicted model, not a curated record. The coding region runs from base 273 to 1538 and encodes 421 amino acids. The transcript has 12 exons. NCBI's taxonomy places the organism in Eukaryota, Metazoa, Chordata, Actinopteri, Salmoniformes, Salmonidae. Gene Ontology annotation, cellular component: cytoplasm; nucleus.